Molecule: messenger RNA, 926 nt
Organism: Ictalurus furcatus (blue catfish)
Lineage: Eukaryota; Metazoa; Chordata; Actinopteri; Siluriformes; Ictaluridae
Product: insulin
Exons: 3
Coding region: 237-665 (142 amino acids)
Cellular component (GO): extracellular region
Molecular function (GO): hormone activity
Source: RefSeq, a predicted model, not a curated record
AGAGGCAUCUCCACCGUCCUCAUCGCUCUGAUCCGACACAGACGGUAGAAGUGAAAAAGAGAAGUAAGUUUAGCUUUAAUUUAUUUAACUGAAUACUGAGCUGUGGUACUUAAAUCUGACCUUUUUAACAAUAACACAUUGAAUUUGUUCCUUCAGUGUCAGUGUUAAUGUCACAGUGAGUGUCUCAGUGCGUCUGAUGAAGUGUGUAUUCUGUGUGUGUGUGUGUGUGUGUGUGUAUGGUGUAUUACAGGAUGCUGAGGGUGAGACUGCUCCUGCUCUUGUUCUGCUCCGUUGCCCUGCUGAGACCCGGUGCUGGUUUCGGGAGCCGCAGGCUGUGUGGCGUCCAGCUGGUGGAGGCUCUGCUGCUCGUCUGUGGGGAUAAAGGCCUGUUCUACCAGUCAGGGAGACGCGGACGAGACGAGGACAUCCGUAAGUGUGUGUGUGUGUGUGUGUGUGUGUGUGUGUGUUCUGUUCGGCUUGUUCACUCGGGCUCUGUGUGGAUUCUGGUUCUUGUCAGUGUGAUGAUGACGGACGCCGCCGUUUCCCACCAGGUGAUGCGGAAGGAGGAGUCUGCUGUUUCCGGUGUGAUAAAGAGAGGGAUUGUGGAGCAGUGCUGUCAUUUCUCCUGCGAUUACUAUGAUCUGGAAAACUACUGCAACAUAUAAACACACUGUGGACGAGGUUCACUCAGAGGAUAAAGCUCCCACAGGAUCCUCACAUCACUAAACAUUACUCAUAAACUCAAUAUAAAAACUACAAUAAAAACUCUGCUCAUUCAUUAAUUACCUGUGAGUCAUUUACCUUUUUUUUCUCCCCAGAAUUAUCUCACAAAACUAAUCAAGUGCAAAGAAACAUCUCUAUCUGCACUGGGUUACCUCAUUAUCUCAGUUUAUCUCAUUACACUGAGGAUUUAUUAAUAAAGUAAA